AUGGAUGUGGCCGCCCUGGUGGCGGGAGUGGGUGAUGUUCUGGAGAUUGAGCCGGACUUGCUUGGAUUGGAUAGAAUUGAGUUUGCAUAUGAGCAACUUCCGUUCAUAUGUUUUGCGUGUGGUAUUCUCGGCCACUCUGAACGAGAUUGCCCUAGAGUACUUGAGGCGGAUAAGCGUAAGAAUCUUAGUUGGAGGCUGUUCUUGAUAGCAUCUCCUAUCAAGGGUCGGGGGUGUUACAUCAAGUACGCUAAGGAGGUGGAUUCCAUUGCUUCUAGGAGGGAGGUGUUGUUUGUUACUAAGGAGAAGGAAGGUGAGGUGGGAAAUAGACCGGUGGCUAGGUGCAUCCAGUUUGAUGGGGAAAGGGCCACAAAGAAUGUUGAGACGGUUAAUGGAGGGACUCGUGAUGUUCAAAUAGCUGUCAUAAAAGAGGUGGGGGUGGAGCAGGCCGGAAGGGACGUGGAUGUUCAGAGAAAUGGGGAAGAGAAGGUGCUUGUUAUCUUGACUUUGGAGGGUGAGGGGGUAGGGUCGAAGAGGGAGAAGACUGGGCCAGACAUCACACCAAGUGGCGUGCAGUCUGCAGCCACGUCUGUGCCCCAGUUCGCAGUAGGUGUGGGCAGUAAGAAAAAAAUUAGAGGGGGUAAGGGUUGGAGGAGACUUAACAGGCAGACGGGGGAGACGAGGGUAAGUGAUAAGGGGGAGCUGGUGGGUGCCGAAAAGGGGCUGGAGGGGGUGGUGGAUGUUGGUGAGAAGAGGGACAGGCAAGCCCCGCCUAGCUCAAUGAGUAUUUUGAGUCUCAACUGCAGAGGGUUGGGCAACCCCAAUGAAGCUGAUGAUCUCCGAGACCUUAUUCGGAGAGAGGUCCCGUCUUUGGUUUUUCUAUCGGAGACGAAGUUGAGUGGUGUGGAGUUUGGUCGAGUUAAGAGGAGAUUGGGUGAUUUUGAAGGGUUGGCAGUGGACUCGAUGGGUAGGUCGGGUGGAGUGGCGUUACUGUGGCGCAAAGAGAUUGAGGUGGAGCUUCGUACAAUGUCGGUGCACCACAUCGAUGAAGUCCCUUUCACUGGUUACCAGUUCACAUAUGACAAUGGUAGAGAGUCGGGCGAUAAUAUUCAAUGUAGGAUCGACAAAGCCUUAGUGACGGACGAGUGGUUUGCAUGUUUUCCGAUGGCUCGUUUGAUUCAUUUGGACCGCGAGUGGUCGGACAAUGCCCCAAUUAAGCUAAUGUUGUGUAGGAGGGAUGGUCGGAUGGACCUGGGAGACAAACUGUUUAGGUUUGAGCAAAUUUGGUCACAUGAUGAGGAGUGUGAGGGGGUCAUUGAGGGAGCAUGGUUAGGCGGAGUGUCGUCAAAGAUAGGGAUGUGCGCGGAGUACCUAAAACCAUGGAGUGACGAGAAGUUUGGGGCGGUGCUCCGUGAGUUGAAAGUGAAGCGUAGGAAGUUGAAGAAGUUAAACAAAGGGGGGAUUUCUUCGAGCCAGCUAGAAAGGCGGCGUGCAUUGGUUAAUGAUAUAGCGGGACUUGUCCAACAUAAGGAGGUGUAUUGGAAGAAACGAUCAAGGGUUCUAUGGUUGAUAGAAGGUGAUAGGAACACUAAUUUUUUCCAUCAAAGAGCAUAUGGGAGGAAACGGAGGAACACUAUAAGCUCGUUGAAGGAUGACAAUGAUGUUGUUCAUUCGGGUGAUGAAGCAUGUGGAAAGGUUGCGGUGGCAUACUUUAAACAAAUGUUUACCACGUCUAGCCCACCACUGGUGGAGCAUGUCCUUACGGACUUUCAGCUGCGGGCAGUGGCGGAGCCAGGAUUUCACGGAUGGAAUUAUGUGAUGGAGAAGAUUGUUGCUCGCUUACUUGAUGUGGAGGAAUAUUUUGUUCACUUGCUUGAGGCGAGGGAGGAUUUUGUGGAGGAGGGGGAUUUUGUGGAGGAAGAUGAUCUUAUGUAG
Messenger RNA from Spinacia oleracea (spinach), 1932 nucleotides. RefSeq lists its product as uncharacterized. Gene Ontology annotation, molecular function: catalytic activity; zinc ion binding; nucleic acid binding. Bases 1 to 1932 code for a protein of 643 amino acids. The transcript has 6 exons. NCBI's taxonomy places the organism in Eukaryota, Viridiplantae, Streptophyta, Magnoliopsida, Caryophyllales, Amaranthaceae. The record is from RefSeq and is a predicted model, not a curated record.